UAGUGUAGUUGUGUUUUGUUAUCAUUGGCAAAUAUGAUGCACGAACCUAAAGUUGCACCGCGAUGUGCAACGUUACGAAAUAAAACUACUUGUUCCGUAUUUAAAGGGACCAGCCUGGCGGUAUAAUUGUUUAGUAAUUUAGUUGAACUGGAGUAAGAAGCUAUACUAAUUCGUUAUACGGGAGUUGGAGAACCUCAAAAUGGAAUCUAUCCGUGAUUUCGGAUUGUUCGACGACUUCUCUGAAGACGAAAUUCAUCCGUUGCAAAUAGAUGACUAUGAAAGUGAGGAAGAUAUGCGGCAAAAAUUGACUGACACCAAAACCAAUAUCUACAAGCCGGAGAAAGGCGAAACAUUACUGCAUCGCGCCAUCCGAAGUGGCAAUAAGUUCGAAAUCAAUGUCUUGCUCGCUGCGUAUCAAUCAGAUUUUGACAAGGUUCGUGAUUAUGUAGUGUCCAAAUAUCAGUGGGAUCCAAGUGAUAAAUUGUGGCUCAGGAAAAAUAUUCUGAUAGCAGCUAGUGAAGAUCAAUGUCGGUCUGCAAAGCAACUAGAGAACCGCCAGCUUUCAAAGGAAAAUCUAACACACGCAGUGUUUGUUUUACUACUAAUACCCAUAGAUGAAGAAGAAGUAGCUGUGAUUCAUCCGGAUGAGACCACCAGUCUAGCAGCGGUCCAGCUGAUCUCAGGCUUAAUACCCAAUGGACUCCUGACAUGGAACAGUGUGUGCACCGAGAAAACCCGCGAAACGUUCAUGGAAAUUGCUGCGUCUUGUGGUCGAACUGAUAUCAUUCAACAAUUGUUUGACUUAGGAGCUGAAAUCGCUAUUCCGGAUCACAAUGCACUUUUGGCAGCUUGCCGACGACUUCAGAAGAAUACCAUCCGCUGGUUACUAACAGAACACUUUGAUCAUUUUGACUGUACGACUAGGGAUAGUGGACAACAUAACGCAUUGAUUAUAUUGAUGCAGAAGAGAAACGAAGAAUUGUUUGAUUUUGUUCUGAAGAGAAUGAUCGCCUAUCGGCAAAAGUAUUACAACGAAUCUGAAUCGGAAGCGUUUAACAUGAUCUUCCGUUUCGAAAACGCGGAGUACACAUGCCUAUCAAUAUUAACUUAUGUUGGAAAGGGGCCUUUGCUAGCAAAGAUUGAGCAAUGUAUUGUGAAGUACAAACUGGAUUUAUUCUAUCAAUGGGAGAACGUUACGACGCUCGCUUGCUUGCUAGGACGUAAGUUAGCCGUAGAAUACUGUUUGGAUGGAAUUCGUGAAAACCCUGACUUACUUGGACUGGUAGACUAUGGAUGCCAGACAAUUUUGCAAUGUUUAAUAGAUUGGGGCUAUCUGGAUUUUCUUGUAGAAAUGUAUAAACUAAAACCGGAAGUGAAGAAAUAUUUCGAGACUGACGGUAGCUUUACGACCAUGCAAAAGGCAAUCUACGGUGGAAAUCGAGAUACAGUUCAGUUUUUAGCAGCGCACCAUCUAACAUUCCUACAAGAAAAUUCGGAGAAAAUGCGGGAAGCAAUGGGCUGUGGCCUCAAGGCAUCGGACAGUCUACGUGAAGUUCUGUUUGAACACUUUCCCGAGCUUCAAAGUAAUAUUGGAGAAUUGGAUUCGUCGAAACCAGUUUAUUAUAAAGAUGAUAUAGAAGCUGCUUUUUCCAGUCUAGCUAUAGAUUUUUCGGCGUCUCCUCUUAAAGUGCAAAGCACACAACCUUUGCACAGCAUUAGAGGCGCAAAUGGAGAAACAUUGCUACAUUUGGCGGUUGCUAAAAAUGAUGCAGUUUUUUUCACCGAAUUAUUAGAAGGUGGCGUCAACCCGGAUGCUCUAGACAGUGAUGGAAACCAUGCUGUACAUUACGUUCAAGACAUACCCAUGCUGGAUCUGCUAAUAGAUCGUUACCCGGAAGGUAAAAAAUUGGUCAAUUUGACCAACUCCGACGGCAAUGCCCUCAUACAUCGGCUAUGUUCUCGUUACUUGGAACGUAAACUGUUAACCUCACUGCUAGAAAAAGUGAUAGACUGCGGAGCGGAUGUGAAUCAACUGAACAACAGUGGCGAAUCGCCCCUUUUCAUGGCCUCCAGUUGUACUGUUCUGGAUGCCCUUGAAAAGUACGGUGUGAAAUUGGACAUCGUUAGCAAAAAAGGUGAAACCGCUUUCCUGCGACAUGUACGCAACAGGCAUACUUGUAUGGUGACUGCUCUGUUACCACUAGUUCACGAACUUCCCAGUUUCAAAGAGCAUGCCCACGAAUGUCUGUCUCUAAUGAUAAGAUCUAGAAGUCUCGAUACCUUCUACUGUGAUUACCAGCGAUUUCUGGAAAAAUACCCAGCGACUACCAAACUGUUGUUCGAUUCGGCAUACGCUCAUUCGCGAGAAGAUGCUUCUCGGCUGUUCGCCGAUGCAUGCUCCAAAGCACUCAAUUUUGCAGUGGAAAAAUUCUUGGAUUACGACUACGACCUGGACUAUAACCAUAAGGAUGACUACGAAUACACGCCUAUUAUCGGACUGCUUAGCUACAUGGAGGAAAACAAUGUCCACUUAGUUAAACGCUUACUUGAAAAAGGUGUCGACUUGGAAACGCGCAAUAGCUGGGGAAGAAAUGCGUUGCUUACGCUUGUGGAGAGGUUCAGAUCGGCGAAAUGGUACGGCCACAGUGUUGAAACGGUACAACUGUUGUUGGAUCACGGAGCAAACGUUAAUGCGACGGAUAGCAAUGGAAACACGGCUUUGCAUUUAGCCUUCUCUUCGAGUGAAUUGGAGUUGGUAGAAAGUUUGAUAAGGAACGGAGGUGAUUUGAAGGCUAGGAAUAAAGAUGGGAAAGUUCCUUGUCAAAUGGGAUCGCGUUUAAAUCAGGAAUUGUUCUACUUCAUGGUUUGAUGGAGGCAGUCGGGAUUUAACUGUAGGAAAUAGGCUGAAACCUUUCGAAACACUGAAAUUAGACCAUCUAAUUACAUAUUAAGACAGGGAUACCAAAAGGGAAUAAUGAGAGGCGGAUUGAAAUAAAUAAAAAGUAUACCCUCCCGCUGGAUGGAAGGGCCAACGUAAAUAGAGAAUUUCUUAUAUAAUUGUGAAGGUGUGUGUAUUUUUUCUCUUGGUGGUGAAGCUUUUGAGCCGACCAGCACACGUUCAGUAGUUUGAUUAUAGAUUUUGUCCAUCGCGUGUCAGAGUGAGGGACUCUGAACAGAGAAGAUAACUCUGUACUCUACUCCUCUAACCCCCACCAAAAUACCGACAUUUGCUUGAUCAUUCCGGAACCAUUUGAAGUGACCACUACUUGGGGAGAGCAGGGUGACUUUCAGCUCACAGGUGGCCCGCCACACAAUACUACUAGCCUACUCCGACGGAAAAAUUUCCCGUUGAAAGUUAUCUCAAAAGUGAUCUCGACGGCGGUCGGUCAGGCGCCGAGAUCAGUCCUGCGAUUCCGGGUGGAGUGGCUCUCAGGAGCCCCGACGACCUAUCAUCGACGAUACGUGAUUCUCAGUUUAGACCCCGGCGGUGGAUCUAGCCUACUUCGGUCGCACCCGCAGGUCUCCUUCACUCCUUUCAGUAACCAGAAUUAUCGAGUAUCGAGGUCGGUCCGACGAUUCCGGUAGAAGUGUGCCUCAGAAUCCUACAGUGAUGCACGGGAAAUCUUAGUCUAUGUAGCGCAUCGGCGAUUGCAGUCUAACUAGCACUGUUGAAGGCGUGUUUUACGUUCAGCGUAACCAUUAUACAGUACCGUAUUGCGUCCACAGUGGAUCUACCUUCCCGGAAGCCGAACUGCAUAUCCAUCAUUCUCGCCCUCCGUGUAUGUUGUAAGCCUGUUAAGGAUUACUCUUUCAAGCACCUUACCGACUGUAUAUCUAACAGGCAUAUCGGCCUGUAUGCUGCAGGAUUUCAAAGGAACUUACCUAGCUUCGGCAACAACACCAGAUUUUGUCGAUUCCAGACGUCGGGGAAGUUUCCAUCGUCGUUACACUUAUGAAACGCGGUCCUGAACACGUUCGGGUUCGUUAAGAUUGCUGUUUUCAGAGCCACGUUGGUGAUACCGUCUGGUCCCAAACCUUUUUGGUUUUCAAAGCUUUUGCCACUGCUAUCAGCUCCUCGUUGGUCACUCGAGUUUCUUCUUCGUGGUCAUCCUAAGCCCCGUACGGUGUAGGCGGCCAGGCCGUCAAUUCAUGCUGUGCAACUGAUUGGCAGUGUGGUAAAACUUCUCUAGACAGGCUUUCUCACUUGAUUUCCUUGUUAAGGGCGGCUAUUGCCUACGUUCCCGGCGGUAGAUGCUGAUUGUACCAUCGUUGGAAACAUCUACGUUCAGCUUCGGUUUGGCAGUUUCAGCGAGUAGACUAAUUUCCCUUGAGUUGGUAAAGCGGCUGCCCCAUUUUACUACCAAAGCGUUGAAAUCGCCAGCUAUGACUACUAGUCUCCCUUCGAUAAGCUCUUCUGUCAGUUUAUCGGAAGUCUAUCUUCCACCGCGAAGGUGCGUAGCAGCUGCAGAAAAAGACGCCAUUGAUUUUGGAUAUAACAAAGCCUUCAUCUGCGCGAUAAACCACUUACCGUCGUCCAAAUCCGAUUUUGCGUUAUCUGAUAUUUGAUAUCCAGUUGCCAUCGCUGGCCGGGAUACGCUAUGGUACCGAGAUGAUAGCUACAUCGCACUUAGACUCUGCUACAGAUUGUCGCAGCAAGUGUUGUGUUGUCACAUUGGUUGAGAUUGCUUUGCGUUACCUCCACUGUGACUUCCUUGCAAUCGCCUCUUUGAAGGCCGGGCAUCGUGGGCCUCUUGUGAUGUUGUUACCUUCUUCCCCGUACCUUCUGCAUAAUUUGCUCCUAUCAGGUCCAGUGCAAUUUUUAGCCAGCUGGCCAAACUUUUGACACUUGAAGCACACUUCCGGUUGCUGAGAGACAAUCAGUUGACAUACCGACCAGCCAACUUCGAUCUUCCUGGUUUUUAGUGCUUUGCUUGCUGCUUCGACUGGAAGCCUAACUGAAGACACUUGCAUGUCGAAAGGUCCCUAUCUCAUUCGGAUCGUCAUCUCCAAAUUCACACUGGUAUUGGAGAGCUUCUCUCAUCUCUUCUUCCGAGAAUACUUCAUCCAGGUGUGUCUCAUUCGGAUCGUCAUCUCCAAGAUCACACUGUUAUUGGAGAGCUUCUCUCAUCUCUUCUUCCGAGGAUACUUCAUCUAGGUCCUUUCUUUGGAUGGUUGCCUCCGGACACAAGGUUCUCAUUUCCAUUACGUCGCCCAUGGCUUUCUCGGUGAGCUCUUUAUAAGCAGAGCUGUUUGACAUCGGAUCCCUUUUCAAUUCCAGGAUCAUCUCCGGUACGAGCGCCGGAUUUUCUUAAAGUCUGAGCGUAGCUUCUUCCCAAGCAACCAGAAGUGUGGAUAAUACUUAAAAAGCACACUUCAAAGUUCACAUAAAGUUCUUAGCGAACUUUCAAGCUGCUUAAGCUUUAAUGGAACUUGGAAGCUGCUUAAGCCGCUAUUAGAACAUAAAACGUAUUGCAGAAUUACUUUAAACGGGAAGCUUAUGCAGCUCCCUUACACGAACUUUUGGUUACUUGGGUUGAGUGCCGGGUUUAUCCGCGUUGCGCGCAGUACCUUCUCGUACGAAUCAUCGUUAGCUUUGACUAUGAAUACUUCACCUUUGCUUCGUCCCUUUGUUCCCCUCAUUGUGUUUCUUGAAAUCUCCUGGUCUCACAUCACCUGACGAAACUCUCGGUCUCCUCGGCGUACAGAAGAACGCGGUUUCCGUUUCUUGGGGUUUUGGCUGUUUGGCUGGUUUUGCUUUCGGUUCUCCAAUCCUUGACGGCUAAUCCUGGCUUUCCUUGUAUCUUCAAAACCAGUCCUUGUGUAUCCUAUUUUUUAUGUUGCGCUUGUUUAUUCACUCAUGGGCAGCUCUCAAUAGGCAUCUCGACCAUUCAACCGUAACUUUGCCUACCUCCAGCAGUUACCGGUAGACGAAUCAUGGCUUCCUGAGUUCCUCCGUACCCCAUGUGCACCUCGGCUGUACUGUUGCUUCUGUGCCCCUCGUAGCUCAUCUACCGUCGUGAUCUCAUCCAGGUCCUUGCACACGAUCGCCGUUUCCGGGCUUGAGGCUUUUAUCUUCUGCUUCGUUUUCCAGUGAUUUGGUA
Molecule: messenger RNA, 6101 nt
Organism: Topomyia yanbarensis
Lineage: Eukaryota; Metazoa; Arthropoda; Insecta; Diptera; Culicidae
Product: transient receptor potential cation channel subfamily A member 1-like
Exons: 2
Coding region: 200-2869 (889 amino acids)
Molecular function (GO): protein binding
Source: RefSeq, a predicted model, not a curated record